CUGCUACUCUGCCUCAAGUCAGCGUCAGAGUCAGUCUCCUCGAGGCUCCCAGAACCCAGAUUCUCCGGUGCCCGGAGCUUUAGGACAAAAUGGCGCUUUCGCGGGCCGCCGAGGAUGGGCAGGGCCCAGCCGUGAGCUCUGAGGCGGGCCGGGACAAAGGCGGCGUGCGCGGAGGCGGGGGUGGCGGGUGGCCCUGCGGGUUUGCCGCGCCGCGUGGGGCCGGCGCCGGCGCUUCGCCCUCGUGCCGCGGCUGUGUGAGCCCUUGAGAUGCUUUCAGCCUGGCGGUGGUCGGGGUGGGGGGCGGGCUUGGACUGGGAAGUUGAGGUGAGGCAAAUUCACUAACGCCUGGGGGGACGUGGGCGGAGCGUGACUUCCGCUUGUCUUUUAGAAGCCAUGCGCAGUCUGCCCAGAUAUCGUGGAGCAGGAAUUUUCGGGAAGGGUAAGGGCUUUUUGAUCUUUUGUGUGACCCUGCAGGUUUUGGUAUGAACAGGAUUCGGAUCCACGUCUUGCCGACCAGUCGGGGGAGGAUCACCCCAGUGCCCAGGUCUCAGGAGCCCCUAUCUUGUUCGUUUACUCAUCGCCCAUGCUCGCAACCUCGUCUGGAGGGGCAGGAGUUUUGCAUUAAGCAUAUACUUGAAGACAAGAAUGCCCCUUUCAAGCAGUGUAGUUAUAUAUCUACGAAGAAUGGAAAAAGAUGUCCCAGUGCUGCCCCAAAGCCUGAGAAGAAAGAUGGGGUGUCCUUCUGUGCUGAACAUGCCCGUAGGAAUGCCCUUGCACUUCAUGCUCAAGUGAAGAAGACCAAUACAGGGCCUGUGGGUGAAACACUCUUAUGCCAGCUGAGCUCAUAUGCCAAGUCAGAGCUGGGUUCUCAGACUCCAGAAAGUAGCCGCAGUGAAGCCAGCCGAAUUCUGGAUGAAGACAGCUGGAGUGAUGGGGAGCAGGAACCCAUUACUGUGGAUCAGACAUGGAGAGGUGACCCUGACAGUGAAGCUGAUAGCAUAGACAGUGAUCAAGAAGAUCCCCUAAAGCAUGCUGGUGUCUACACAGCGGAAGAAGUGGCCCUGAUUAUGCGUGAGAAGCUUAUUCGUUUGCAGUCUUUGUACAUUGACCAGUUUAAACGACUUCAGCAUCUACUCAAAGAGAAGAAGCGACGUUACUUACACAAUCGCAAAGUGGAACAUGAAGCUCUAGGUAGUAGUCUCCUGACUGGCCCAGAGGGACUUCUUGCCAAAGAACGAGAGAACUUAAAGCGUCUAAAAUGUCUUCGGCGGUAUCGUCAGCGCUAUGGAGUGGAAGCCUUACUACAUAGGCAGCUGAAGGAGCGCAGAAUGCUGGCCACAGAUGGUGCCGCCCAACAGGCCCAUACCACUCGUUCCAGUCAGAGGUGCUUGGCCUUUGUGGAUGAUGUUCGUUGUUCCAAUCAGUCUCUUCCAAUGACCAGACACUGCCUUACCCAUAUUUGUCAGGACACGAAUCAGGUUCUCUUCAAAUGCUGCCAGGGGUCUGAAGAGGUACCCUGCAACAAACCAGUUCCUGUAAGCCUCUCUGAGGAUCCCUGCUGCCCACUGCAUUUCCAGUUGCCUCCUCAGAUGUAUAAGCCCGAGCAGGUACUGUCUGUGCCAGACGAUCUGGAAGCCGGCCCCAUGGAUCUGUACUUGAGUGCUGCUGAGCUUCAGCCCACUGAGAGUUUACCUCUGGAGUUCAGUGAUGACUUGGAUGUUGUGGGUGACGGUAUGCAGUGCCCUCCUUCACCCUUGCUUUUUGAUCCUUCACUGACCCUUGAAGAUCAUCCUGUAAAAGAAAUUGCUGAAGGCCCAGUGGAUAUUUUGGGCCAGAUGCAGAUGGCUGGAGAUGGGUGCAGAUCACAGGGAUCCCGAAAUUCUGAGAAAGCCUCUGCACCAUUGCCUCAGAGUGGAGUGGCUACUGCAAACGGAAAGCCAGAACCCGCUUCUGUCAGUUGAUAGUUUGCUUUGGGAACCAGUUGACUUUGGAGGAUUUGUAUUUCCCAUUUAAACAAGUAUUUCUGACUGUCUCUCACUAAAGGACAACCUGGACUACCUUGUUUUUCUUCUGGGUUACUGAGUGCUAUAGUCAAACCACAUGCUGGGGGAAGGGACCAAUAGUGUCUAAAAAUUGUGGAUGUCUUCCCACUCUGGGCAGGGAAGAGGGGUGAUUCCCAUCAGAGCUGCUGAGCUUGAGAGUAUUUUGGGACCGUGCCUAAGCGGGGAGAGAGUUUUGUAAUGCUGUUUCCCAAGUCUAGGGAUGUUGAUGGACCCAAUGGCUGUUUAUCUCUGUCUAGCAGCCUGUUUUAGCCUUUCCUCACUUCUCACCUAAUUGGGUAAUCUGAAGCCCCUCCCCUCAGUGAACUCUGACCUAUAGCCUCUGAGAAAAUAGCCCACAGGACUGGGCCCUCCUUAACCAUCCAUCUUGCUUCUAACCUAUGUAAAUUUCUGUAGUGGCUAUCUUAUGUAAGAUACAAUAAAAAAUUAUCGUACAUAGUUUCUAUUAAAUGUUAAAAUGUUAUGAAAACAA
Delphinapterus leucas (beluga whale) is the source of this 2532-nucleotide messenger RNA. Lineage: Eukaryota; Metazoa; Chordata; Mammalia; Artiodactyla; Monodontidae. The record is from RefSeq and is a predicted model, not a curated record.